ACUAACUCUAUCAAGAAAAAUAGGGGACAUGUUACUGGACAAAUGCCCAAGGAUUGGGUAUCGUCCUCGCCCCCGUGUCGCUCCGUGUCGGGCGACUCUAGCCUCCCCCACCACCAACCUAUCCUGCCUCCUCGCCGUCGCCGGGCAAAGCCCGCGCGGGGACGGGGGCGGCGGGGCCUUCGGCUCUGGGCACGGGUCUCCUCGAUCUGGGCGCCUUGGUGGCCGGCGGCGCCGGUUCCGCAGGUGGCGGUGCCGGAUCCGUGGUGAGCCGCCGGAUCAAUGGUGGAGAGGACCGGAUCCGGUGGAGGUGCUCUGUUGCUGCGGCGCCGUGGGCGUGGUGGUCGGCCGCGCCGAUUCGCGGGCUCUGGCGGCAGAUUUGUCAGUUUCUUGGCCAGCGGGGUGUGUUCCGUCGCUGGCAGCACCGGAUCCGAGGGUGGUUUUGCCGGAUCCAGCGUGGGAGCGGCUCUCCGUGGAGGUUCUUGCUCCGGCAGCCUCGUCCGGUGGAGGGCUUGGGGCAUGUCGCGGCGGCGGCGGCAUCGGUGGCCGCGUUGCUGCAAGCUCUGGUUUGAAGCGCGGCCGACGGCGGUCGGCUGGGAAGUGGUGGAUGUCGGCUUCGUCGUUGCCCUGCAGUGGUGGUACGUGGUGGCCUGUGUCCUUGCUCCAUAGCCUAUGGCUUGCUGCGACGCUGGCUCUUCCGUCCGCGGUGGUUUGCAGUGCUGCGGGUGAAAACGACGUUCUCGGACGUCGCUUCCUUCUUGAAGGCGUCGUCGUGCAGCACCAAUGCAUCCCAUCCCCCGCGGUUAAGAUGUCUCUGAGCGAAAGCUCAGGUUCAGUUUUUCUGAACCGGACAAUGACGGCGUCUUCGGACGUCGUUCCCUCCUUGGAGGCGUUGUCUUUGGAGCCAUUAUCCGGCGGCGAAAGAUGCUUGUUGCGGUGAGUCUACCUUGGGCUUGGCCAGGGAUGACGGCUUCGAUCAGCAGGGGCUCGUCGUUGUGCAAUUGCACUUGUCAAGGCGGCCUCUUCCUUACUUCGGUCAUCGAAGAAGCCCAGUUUUGCCUACCUCCUCUGGCGUAAGGAUUUGCCCACUAUUCAGCGUCGUUGGAGUGGGAGGAGGUUUUGCUCUUGCGGGUGUGGUUUGUGUGUCGACUUUGCCUUGUACUAGCUUCGUUAGGAAGCUUGCAGUUUGUCAGGGUUUUCGUACGGCUUUUCUUGAAUAGCCGUGCUUUGUAUGGUUUUUAGGCUCGGUUUUCCUUAUAAACGGGGUCAAUUCUUUCUUCUAAUCGAAUCGCGGGAACCGACCGUUGUGUUCUAAAAAAAACAGGGGACAUG
This is a messenger RNA of Brachypodium distachyon (stiff brome), 1329 nucleotides long. RefSeq lists its product as uncharacterized. NCBI's taxonomy places the organism in Eukaryota, Viridiplantae, Streptophyta, Magnoliopsida, Poales, Poaceae. The record is from RefSeq and is a predicted model, not a curated record. The transcript is spliced from 2 exons. Bases 29 to 937 code for a protein of 302 amino acids.